This is a messenger RNA of Heteronotia binoei (common prickly gecko), 1953 nucleotides long. RefSeq names its product TruB pseudouridine synthase family member 2 (gene TRUB2). The transcript is spliced from 7 exons. Gene Ontology annotation, biological process: RNA processing; pseudouridine synthesis. Lineage: Eukaryota; Metazoa; Chordata; Lepidosauria; Squamata; Gekkonidae. The coding region runs from base 134 to 985 and encodes 283 amino acids. The record is from RefSeq and is a predicted model, not a curated record. Gene Ontology annotation, molecular function: RNA binding; pseudouridine synthase activity.
UUUUCGCCUCCGCCCUCUGCUGAAGAGCGCUCGUUUCCGGGAGGACCGUAUUCCGGGAGACACUCAACAUGGCGGCGCUCAUGGGGGACACCAAGGAAGGUCGCACCGCUGUACCGUCGCUGGCUCUUCCACCAUGCGGGCCGCCAAGGCCGGGUUGCACGGGCUCUUCGCCGUUUACAAGCCGCCGGGGACUCCUUGGAAACUCGUGCGGGACACGGUGGAGACCAAACUCCUGAGCGAACUGAAUUCGUUAGAGCGACCUCCGCCACGACAGCAAAUACGCUUCCUGCCGGCCAUGGUAGAAGGGAAGGAUGGGAAAGAACUGACGCUUACAGUGACGCAGCUUCCUAUGUUGGCUGACCACCCGCUGGUUUCUGGACCAGUGUUCACCCACUUGAGGGUUGGAGCAGGGCACAGGCUUGAUAAGCAGUCAUCUGGGGUGUUUGUGCUUGGUGUGGGUGGUGGAAACAAGCUGCUUGAUGAGGUGUACCAUGCCCAUCUCAGCAGGACCUACACAGUUCGCGGCCUGUUUGGCAAAGCCACUGAUGACUUCUCGGAUACAGGCAAACUGAUAGAGAAGACAACGUUUGAUCAUAUCACUGGGGAGAAGCUGGAACGAAUUCUAGCGGUUAUCCAAGGAUCCAAUCACAAAGCUCUCUUGCAGCCGCCUCCAUCCCCCUGCCUCCUCCCACUGCGUCGUUAUCGCUCACCCAAAGAGUCAGAGGAGUCAGAUAGCUCUCGGCCGCUCUGUUUCUCCAAGAGUCCCGCCAACCCUCGGAAUUGGACUGUGGCACGAUCUAUGGGCAGUGACCACCAGCAGCCGCAGUGGAAGGUGGUGCUGGUCUGCCUGUCAACGAUAACAAUAUUAUUGUGGUGCAUACUGCGUGAGGAGACUGAAAUUGACCGGAUUAUAGAGGCUGCACUGGAGGGGAAGCUCCAGGAAUCUGAACCUCAGGAUUCUGCUUCUAAGCAGGAAAAACCUUAACAGGAAACCUUGGCAGGAACCUUUUGCCUGAGUACUGGAGAAGAGUCUGGAUUCCUGCUCAGUUGGGUGCUUGAAGAUGCUUGUAAGCUGGGAGGGGGAGAGCAACAGAAGGCGGGGUGACUUCAAUGUACUGUGUAGUACUGUUGGAAGAAGCCCAGCGGGUUCUUUUUCAAACAAAAGGAACUAUACCCCGACUCUGCCAUUCAUGUGAACUCUGUCAUUUCCUUUUGUAGCAAUGGGAAUGUCCCAAAUAUUGUGCACAUCAAUGCUGCAUUUUGCCAAUUACUGAAUGUGAGAUAAAGUUAAACAGAGUUGCAGAUCAAAAGUUUCACUGUUUGUACUCUGCCACUAAUUUAAAUAACGUUCUUCAGCUUAGUCCCACCACUAGCAGGGCACUGGUAAGAAUAUUCCAGUAUGGGUUCUUUUUGGGGGGGUGUGAAAUCCUGACAGCAUGAAUUGCUGAACAUCUUUAAAUUUCAGGUUGGCCUUGCCAAAUUUUUGGCUCCCGGUGGAAACCUGUCCUUUUAGAUUUGCCAGGGACUCAGAUUAGAUCUAAUAGUAACAGCAUCAUCUCCACUUGUUCUUAUAUAAAAUGAUGGGGAAGGCUGAUUUUUAUAUCUGCAGGUGUGUCCAACCUCUCCCCUGCCUUAUCUCUCCAUGGUCUUUCUCUUAAAACUGAGCUUGGGAGGGGAGGGAAGACUCCAUAUGGUCAUCUGGAUGUUAGAAUUAAAUCCUGUCUCCUACUUUAUAAGUCAUUGGGGCAGAUGUGUGAACAAAGGAAGUAUGUAGCUGCCGUGAACUUUACUAAUUUGGCCCUAAGACGUUUUGGGACAGAGUUAAUACAAACUGCUGUGCUAACGAUGAACAUAGCGAAGGCUUGAUUUUGAUGGCCAUUUCUUAAUGAACAGUGUGCCUGACUAAUUUUGAAAUGGUGUACGGAAGAUUAAUAAAGAAAUGAAAAAAAUAAA